Molecule: messenger RNA, 2023 nt
Organism: Telopea speciosissima
Lineage: Eukaryota; Viridiplantae; Streptophyta; Magnoliopsida; Proteales; Proteaceae
Product: F-box protein At2g32560-like
Exons: 5
Coding region: 673-1860 (395 amino acids)
Molecular function (GO): protein binding
Source: RefSeq, a predicted model, not a curated record
CCCAUCCAUCCCCAACUACCCCUAUCUGUUCUUCCCUUUUUUUUAAUCCUUUAAUCUCCAUAGAUCUGUGUUGUUCUUCCUUAAAAAUACAGAGAUAUGGGUCUUUGUAUCUGUAUCUAGAUCUCUCAUCUCUUUCAGAUUUUCAUGCUUCAAAAACCUGUUACAGAUCUGAUCCUUUCUUCCUUUCAUUGCAGGAUUGCAUCUAACAGUACCCAUUCUUUAAUUUUCUUCUUUUUCUCUCCUUAGAUAUUCUUUAUUUACGGACAUCUGGUGGCUGUGUCUGUACGGUUCAGUUCCUGGAUUGAGGACCACUGUAAGUAGAGGAUACUUUGAUCAAAGAAGGAGCUGUUUUGAUUGGUUUGUGUGUUCGAUAUUGGUUAACCUUAACUACCAAUAAUCAAAGUCUUGUCUUUUGGGUCAUCUACUACAUAUAUACCAUUCUCUGAUAAAUCCUCGGCAAGGCCCACUAGUAUGUUUAGUGGGUUUUGUCGAGCGAAUUAAACUCAAUUAUCGAAAGGUGAAAGGUAUCUUGUGGAGGUUGGAGAUUCCAGGUUUUUUUUUCUUAUAUAUAUGGUCACCAUUGCUUUUUGGCAAUUGGGUCCUCCUUUCAUCUUCUUUAUGCGUUUGUGCAACAUUAUUUGAAACGACCCAUCUGAGAAUUCCUCAUAUCUGAUGCUUUUCUUCUUGAUAUCUUGCCUCUCCUUUGUCCUCCUCUCUAAGUCCCUCCCUCUCAAUCCUCUCCCACCAUGGGCGAGUGAGAUGAGAUUGCUCUCUCUCUGGUUCUGGAAGGAGUUAUCUUGUUUCUGGGUUUCCUGGUUGAGAAAGAUUUGGCUAAGUGGUGUUUUGUUUGAAAUCCCAUCAGCUAUGUCCAUGAAAAGGAAGAGUUUUUCUGUAAAAGUAGAGAAUGUGGAGGAGCCAGAGCGGACCUCUGUAUUGGAUUUGCCAGAAUUGGCUUUGGAAUGCAUUCUUGGGAAGCUUCCUCCUGAAGAAUUAUGUAAUAUGGCGGCGGUCUGCAGUUCUUUGAGGGAUAGGUGUAGAAGUGACUACCUGUGGAAGAGGCACAUGAAGGAGAAAUGGAGUAGAGUGAUUGGCCCUGCAGCUUAUCGUGAAUGGAAAUGGCGUAUUGCCUGUAGAAAGGAUUUGGGUGUCUCCGAAAGUUGCGGUCGGAAGCGCUUGGUCAAGUCCCUAUCUUGUGCUUGGCCUUUCUCAUGGAUCAAAUCCAAGAUGGAGACCAGUAACAAGCAAACGAGUUACUUGCCUGCUGAUUCAAUGAUGUCUUGGUAUCUCUCUCUUGAGAAUGGCAAGUUCUGGUUCCCAGCCCAGGUCUACAACCGUGAGAAUGGGCAUGUGGGGUUUAUGUUGUCAUGUUACGAUGCAGAACUCAGCUAUGAUUCCCGCACAGACACCUUUCAUGCAAGGUACCCACCACAUGGACGGCGGACCAUUGUGAUAGAGGAAGGAGUUGAGUGGCACAGAUUAAGGGCACCACCUGUUGAUACUCUUUCUCAUGAUCUUCAUGUCUCUGAUUGUUUGCAUGAUUUAUGCCCUGGUGAUCAUAUUGAGAUUCAGUGGAGAAGAAAUAAAGAGUUCCCCUAUGGUUGGUGGUAUGGGGUCAUUGGUCAUCUAGAAACGUGUAGUGGGAAUGAGAAUCUCUGUCAUUGUCAUCAAAGUGAUACUGUAAUUUUGGAGUUCAACCAAUACACCCCAGGAUCACGAUGGAGGCGAAGCUCCAUCAGCAGGAAAAAUCACCGGGAUGAAGGGAAUGAAGCAGAUGGGUUUUAUGGAGGAAUCAGAAAACUUUACAGCAAUGAGGAAAUUGCAAUGUGGAAGCGGCUCUGGCCAACUGAAGUCUUGGAAUAGGUUGCCAUAGCUUAGAGAAAAUUAACUGCAUAUCUGAGCAUAUUUGAUUGAACUGCAAUUGCAAAAGUUUAAUGACUAAUUAAAUUGGUCCUUAGAAGAUGAAGGAUAGGUGUUGGCUUUAGAUGGAUGGAUGUGGUGGCCAUUUUUUUUUUCCGAAGGCCAG